This is a messenger RNA of Trichomonas vaginalis G3, 459 nucleotides long. RefSeq lists its product as uncharacterized. The transcript has a single exon. NCBI's taxonomy places the organism in Eukaryota, Parabasalia, Trichomonadida, Trichomonadidae. The coding region runs from base 1 to 459 and encodes 152 amino acids. The record is from RefSeq and is a predicted model, not a curated record.
AUGAGUUCUUCAUCAAGCUCUCGCGAACCUUCACCAUCUAUGAAACAAACUUUACCAAACGAUUAUGGAGCAUCUAUUGAAUAUUUCUUACGAGCUGCACAAUGGCAAAGAGCAGUCUCACCAAGGUUAGGUGUUCCACCAGCUCCUGUCAAAAAUAGCAUUUGGUCAAGUCCUUAUAUAAAAUAUGGUCUCCCACUAGGUUUGCUAGCUACAGCAGGAGCAGUUAUGAUGUUGAAAAGAAACAAAGCAAAUGUUGUAAAUAAUACUGAAGUAGCUGAAGUUAAACAAACUCCAACACCUUCGCCAAAACCAACACCUUCACAAGCAAAACCUUCAAUGACUCCUGAACCUAUGGAAGUACAAACUCCUGUUCAAAAGUCAACUCCUAAACCGACUCCAACAUUUAAACCAGAACCUACUCCUCAAAUAAAUCGUAAAACUCCUGCGUUUCCUUACUGA